AUGGAAGUUGUGGAGACGACGCUGCUUCAGACCAGACUCCUGACAACCCAAGAUUCUGGCUUAUCGACAACUUCCACAGUCAAGCCACUAGCCUCUCUGUCCGGCAGUAUUAGAUCCUACCGGGACAAAUUAUUCCUACUAGUCGGUACGCUUCUGCAUUGGAACGAUAGGAUCCUUUCAUUCAUGCAACAAGGCGAUUUUCUUGGCGCGAUUCAGACCGCGUUGGCUUAUUAUGAAAAUCGUGCAAGUGGCAACACGAUACAUCUACCUGCCGACCCCGAGAUUCGAAAGGAAAUUAUCGCUGCUCGUCUCCGGGAACUCAUGAAAGCUUCGCUCGAAUGGGCCUUUUCGCCCGACCGCUUGACCGAGACUGCUUUCUCUGGCAAGGAUGUAGAUCUCACAAGCUUGUUCGAAGGUUUAGCUGCGUUGUGUAUCGAGGCUUGCCUGUCAAUGCAAGACUUUCUGUUUCUUUUCGACGAAGCGUACGAGCAUUUUUCUCAGGUCGGUAUUCAAGGUAUAUUCCUACGCCUGUUAGAACCCCGCAUCCUGUCAGGCCGAAUACGUCAAAUUCCUCCUAUCAUCGUACAAGCACUUAUUUCCAUGCACAACGAUAAUGGCGAACUUGAACAAGCGGAAGCGAUCAUCUGGAACGUCGACCCGAUUUCACUCGACAUCAAUCAAGCUGUCACCAUCUGUGAAUCCCAUGGUCUCUGGGAUGCCAUGAUACAUGUCUACACCCGCGCAAUGCGAGAUUAUAUAGCUCCGCUUGUCAAGUUAAUCAGUGUUGUCCGCGAUAUCCAGCAACACCGUUUAAAUCGGCCUUCUCUUGUGGGCGAUAAGAAUGAAGAGGAUCUUGAAGGUUGGGCUCCAAACGCAUACAAGCUUUAUGCCUAUGUCGAAUCUAUUUUGUCUGGACUAUCUUAUCCGAGUGGAGACUCACUCCCAGAAGCUGAGGGUCAUGGUGCUCGUAACGAUGUAUACUCUUUCAUAUUUGCCGGGCGGACUAUAUCCUGGCCAUCAGACGGUGACCUGAUUCUCACUGGCGAAGGUGCUGAACCGCCGUACCCUUACCUCAACCUGCUUUUACGCUUCGACACUGAAGCUUUCCUUCAUUCUAUGGACAUCGCUUUCGAAGAUUCAUACCUGAACGAUACAUCCGGCGCUAUCAAUCGUCAGUCCAUCGUCAACCUCAUGCUCGAUGUUAUGGAUCCAGAGUACUUUCACCCCGGCGACAUAACUUUUCUACACAUCUUCGUUGCACGUAACUUGCCGAAAUAUCCGCAAUUUCUCUUCAUCCCGCCCUCAACCUUGCACCGAAUUCUCGUUAGUCUAGCCAGCGAUCCAGACCAAAGUACCCGAGAAGAUCGACAGCUGGCAGCCGAAUAUCUCUUAUCUGCUUACACACCACACGACUCGGAUAUGAUGCUAGAGCUCUUCGAUCAAGCUGGUUUCUACCGAAUCCUCCUGACGGCCUAUCGACGCGAAGGCAAGUGGGCCAAGUUGAUCUCCACGUUACUCAAAGAUCCAGAGUCGGACGAAGAGGUGUUCGCCAAUCUGGAUGACAUCAUAACCAAAGCACCCUUGUCGAAAGAGGUUUACGAUGCCGUUUCUCAUGCCCUGCCCCAGGUCCUUUCGAUUGGCGUCAGACAAACAGCGAUGCUCCUCGAUCGUGAUCUGCCUUCCUGCCACAGUCAAGCACUUGACCUUCUGGCGCCAGCGCCGCAUAAGCAAAUGGCAUACCUGCGGUGUCUUUUAGAACCUGAUAUAGACGAGACAGGCACAUUUAUGGAGUCAAAACACCUCGGUGUUUCGUCUCGACACCUCUACGUGUCUCUGCUUUGUCAGUAUGACCCUGACCAUGUUUUAGCAUUUUUGGAUUCGCGAGGUGCUGAAUCCUUGAAUUUGGAACUGCUCGCAAGUGACUGCGAGUCAUGCGGAAUAUUUGAAGGUCAACUCUGGGCGUUUAAUCGACAGGGAAAAAUCAACGAGACAUUCAAUACCAUCGGAAGCAUACUUCGGACAAAGGGUGUAGAUCUCGGCGAAGGUUUGCUAUCUGAAGACGUAGGCACGAUCCAUAUUUCCCUUGCGACAAUUCAAACGGUCUCAAGGAUGGCAGUACGGUUGUGUCAGGAACACUCUAUAUCCCAAGUUACUGGGGAAGUUGAAGACAUGUGGUUGGGAGUCCUACACGAGAUCAUCGAGCUGGUACACUCAAUAGCUAGCAUACGUGAUCCACCCGCGAAUAUCAUAGACGCUCUCCGGUCAAUCGUUCAAGAGACCCUCGCAUCUCUUGUGUCUUCUUCAUCCCCAUCCCUUUCGUUUCCUCGACUUUUCAAGCGCUUGGUAGAUGCCUCCACUUCUGAACAUGCUAAAAAAGGUCGAGCGUACUCUGAACUCCGCACUAUACUAACAGGAAUGCUGGAUUCUUAUCGGGCAGAAGGCGAAAUGCUUAGUAUGACAACAAGAUUGGUAGAAGCAGAUUUGUACGACAUACUGGCGGAACUGCAGCAAAAGAGCGAUACUGGAUGGCGUUUGAUCUCGUUUGAUUGCCAGGUAUGUAAGGAGUUUGUAGUCGGUGAAGAAAUGGUGAUCUGGGCAAGCGGAAAUGCGGUCCAUCGAGGAUGUUUGGAAAGGUGA
Molecule: messenger RNA, 2637 nt
Organism: Kwoniella shivajii
Lineage: Eukaryota; Fungi; Basidiomycota; Tremellomycetes; Tremellales; Cryptococcaceae
Exons: 2
Coding region: 1-2637 (878 amino acids)
Biological process (GO): protein targeting to vacuole; endosomal vesicle fusion
Cellular component (GO): HOPS complex; late endosome
Source: RefSeq, a predicted model, not a curated record